CAGUGUCAUGUGCCGUUACAUUUCAUGUUCAUAUUUUUAUUUUACCUUUUAUUAAACAUGAAGUUAACAUUUAGCACAGUUGUCGUACAAAACUCGGGUUUGUACACAAUUAGGAAGGAUGACAUAGGAAUGAUCUUUUUUUUAACAGCAGAAAACACUUUUGAUUUCAAAAUGCCUGUGUCGAUAUAUAACGUGGAAUGUGUCGAAGGAGAUCCGUAUUUGGAAACAUCAGACUAUAUGUAUUUACUUGGAGGCGAUAUGGGAUAUAUAGAUAGUAAAAGCGUAAAAAACCUUACACUUAUUUAUCCAAAUUUGUACUUACGAAAUAGAGUUGGAAAAUGUCUCGUAUCCUUGCACUUUCAAACUGACGAUAACGUCGAAGAAGUUAGAAAAGAAAUAUUUUUUGAUUCAAAUAAGGUAUAUGAGGAUGACGAAGGUGAUUCAUCACACACGUGCAGUUCACAAGAUCUCAGUAACUCUGAAGGCUGUUGUCCGAUUGAUUGCGUUGUUAAAUAUUCGUCAAGAAGAAGUUACCUCAAUAAAGACCUUAAAAUGUGCCAGCCAGUUCCAGAAUGCCCUCCAAACGCUGUAUAUUUGCCGAGAAGUAAUGUUUGCAGAAAACUUCACGAACCAGUUUGCAAAUCUGACUUAGAAAUGAUAGAAGGUGGAUACGUCGAAAAAUGUCACAGUGUUUCUAAUUUGGUAAAUUUUCAAUGCCACCACGGUAGUCUCGAUAAUAUUACAAGAGAAUGUACGUGUGAUGAAGGAUGGACUACUUCAGCCUGUUCAGAAGGCGCCUAUCAUCCUACCUUAAAUACCUUCCAUAUGUGCAAUAUCGAACUUAAUACGUGGGAAAGGGCUAAUAGAGAAAAGUUAAUCAUGACAAUAUUAGCUUUAGUAAUUUUAGCGAUAGCUAUCGCAGCCAAGAUGCUUAUAGCAGUGUGUCUCCUAAACUGGUGUUGUCAUUUUAUUCGCGGAAGAAGAAAACAUGAAUCCGAAGACGAUUUUUGUGAAUCUUACUCAUGCCCAGCGUUCAACAAUUACUGCGGUGACGAAGUAUGCUAUGCAGCAAACGCCUUAGGGCAAAACAGAUCAUCAAGAAGUAUCAAAGUUUCCUUUUCCAAUAUUGACACCGUUAGCUCAGCUGGGGAAACGGACGUUACCGUAAGUGUGGACGACAAAACAGAAUCAGGAUCCACAACAGAUCUACCAGAUCGAGCUUCCCUCCAUAUUUGCCACUGCAAUAAUUGAUCAAUAUGCGGGGUUAAUAAUGUAAUCUUAUUUUAAAGAGAUAACAUUUAAUAAUAAUUUUACAAUCGAUAUAUUAAAA
Zophobas morio is the source of this 1330-nucleotide messenger RNA. RefSeq lists its product as uncharacterized. The coding region runs from base 25 to 1251 and encodes 408 amino acids. The transcript is spliced from 7 exons. Lineage: Eukaryota; Metazoa; Arthropoda; Insecta; Coleoptera; Tenebrionidae. The record is from RefSeq and is a predicted model, not a curated record.